Dichomitus squalens LYAD-421 SS1 is the source of this 1590-nucleotide messenger RNA. RefSeq lists its product as uncharacterized. Lineage: Eukaryota; Fungi; Basidiomycota; Agaricomycetes; Polyporales; Polyporaceae. The coding region runs from base 1 to 1590 and encodes 529 amino acids. The transcript has 8 exons. The record is from RefSeq and is a predicted model, not a curated record.
AUGGACCUCGAUUACGUUCGAUGGCUGGGCCACCAGGGGGCACCUUGCCCAGAGCGGCUGAGAGGGAGGGAGCCACCCCUCGCCUUUGUCGUCGUCCACACCAAUGGCAUCCACAGGUGCAAGAUUCAACCAUGUGCAUGUCUUCGCUGUCCAGGUCUCAUUGAUCAGGCUCUGAACGCCUAUCUAUUCCCCGGGACCAUCGACCUCCCGCAGACCCUAUUCACUCAUGCGGUUCUACGGGACGCACACAUUGACAUCCUCACGUCGAAGAAGCCACCGCAUGCAUAUAUAAAGAAGCUUGAGAGGAAGACCAGACACGCGACUUCGGCGAAGAGCAAGAACCGGUACCGGGAGUUCAACUACCCCAACCGCCGGGAAGACUUGAUCACUGUCCCUUGCUUCGCAUGCCCUUGGCCUGGGGUGAACCUCCCUGAGGAUUGGGAGAACACCUCACGGGAUCUGCGAUACAUCUAUCGCAUCUUCAUGGGCGCGGACGGCAACCACAGUUUGCACAAAAAGUCUAAGCGUGAUGACAAGACCGACUACAGUUUGGCUGGUGGUCGUGCGUUUUUCGCUGACGCAGAAAAGAUGGCUGCCUUUGCUAAGAAGACGUCGAAGGAUCGCACUGUGGUACAAACAUGCAGUGGGUUCAAGGUCACUCGAUCCCAACGAGCGGGCAAGUUCCGCAACAUGGACAUCAGCGGGGUGGUCGCGAUUACCUGUCUUCGCCAUGGUUGUUUCUUCUCUAGAGCGGUGGUUGAUCUUGUUGGGAACGAGCAAUUCCACCUCGUAGAUUUGGCUAUGUGUGGGGCCUUUGAGAGCGCGUACAAGCUGCUUGAGCACUUGCUCAGCUACGAUAUGGGAUGUACGUACCUCGUCGGCCUUAUGAACAGGUGGGACGAGUGGAACCUGCCCCUGGAGAUGCGCAAGGUCCUCGCAUGCAUGAAAAUCCUCCUCCCGCAAAUGCACAUGCUCGCCCACAAGGAGAGUUGUCAGAUCGAUUUCGCAAUGUGCUACAAGCAAGGUACCGGCCACAGCAACGGCGAGACGGUCGAGAUCGCCUGGGCUAUUCUGAACGAGAUCGGCGUCGCGACUCGCGAGAUGAACGGGGGUGCCCGCCACGAUGCGAUCUGCGAUAGCAUCAAUGGCUACAAUUGGGACAAGAUGCAGGGUUUGGCUGAGUACCUGGCUCACAAGCUGGGGGAGAAGUUACUCCUUCAACUCGAUCAGGUGGUGGACUUCGCCGGCCUGACGUACGCGGCUGGUCCUGACCUCAUCUGCGAAUGGGCUGAACAGGACAUCGACGAGGAGGCGUUCACACCUGCUGACUAUAAGCGACGUGUCGAACGGAGGGGCGCCACCUUUGGAAGUGUUUACGUUCUCGAUAAGAGCAAAGUUCCUAGCGAGGGCCAAGCCUACGAGGCGCUGAUGGAAUCUGCCCGUUCCGUAACUUCCACCAAUGCUGACAAGGCUGUGUCCAAAGCAGGUGGAAAGCGCGUGAGGCUUACCCCCCUGGAUGUGAAGUUCAUCCACAUGUGUCACGGCCAACGAGCUGUGCCACCAGAUAAACAAAGACAAGCUUACUGGUGA